Molecule: messenger RNA, 834 nt
Organism: Ascochyta rabiei
Lineage: Eukaryota; Fungi; Ascomycota; Dothideomycetes; Pleosporales; Didymellaceae
Exons: 1
Coding region: 1-834 (277 amino acids)
Biological process (GO): L-homoserine metabolic process
Molecular function (GO): homoserine O-acetyltransferase activity
Source: RefSeq, a predicted model, not a curated record
AUGAUGAAUCAUAUCAUCGUCUUCCUACUAGCGCUCGGAAGAAUCCUACCGGUCGUCGCCCAAGAACUUCCAACCACAAACUGGCCCGCGCCUGAUCAUGGUAGUUUCGUAAUCUCAGACUUUGCCUUCGACUCUGGAGAGAUCCUUGAUGAGCUUGAAAUUCACUAUCAGACACUGGGCGAAUUUAAAGUUCAUCCAGAUGGAACCAACAACGCGGUCCUCAUCCUGCACGGUUCCACAGAAUCAAGCGAGCAGUUCUUCAACGACGAAUUUGCGGGUGUGCUAUUCAAUCCUGGCCAGGUUCUAGACGCGCAAAAGUACUUCAUUGUGCUUCCUGACGGCAUCGGACACGGAAACUCAAGUAAACCCAGCAACACUGGGCUCCGUGCCAGAUUUCCAAGCUAUCAGUAUGCCGACAUGAUCCGCGCAGAUCAUCGCCUUCUCACAGAACACCUUAAAAUCUACCACAUAAGGCUGAUACUAGGUGUUUCUAUGGGCGGUAUGCACGCAUGGAUGAUGGGAGAAUUGUAUCCAAGCUUCAUGGAUGCGUUAAUGCCCAUUGCUUGCCUACCAGUACAAAUUGCUGGCCAUAAUCGACUUUGGAGGAAGCUUAUCAUUGAACUAAUCAGUUCGGAUCCAGCAUGGGAUGAAGGCGACUACGGAAACCAACCAAUCGUGAGCCUUACAGGUGCUUUAUUCCUAGCACAGACCAUGCUGGCUGCGCCUGUCUCUUUCAUAGCCCAGCAUCGCACACGAGAUGCAACGGAUGAAUUUGUAGACAAGCUCCUACCUCACGUGUCAGAUUACGAUGCCAACGAUUUCCUUUACGCGUAG